Messenger RNA from Eubalaena glacialis (North Atlantic right whale), 1186 nucleotides. RefSeq names its product EP300 interacting inhibitor of differentiation 3 (gene EID3). Bases 50 to 1171 code for a protein of 373 amino acids. The transcript has a single exon. The record is from RefSeq and is a predicted model, not a curated record. Gene Ontology annotation, biological process: DNA repair. Gene Ontology annotation, cellular component: Smc5-Smc6 complex; nucleus. Lineage: Eukaryota; Metazoa; Chordata; Mammalia; Artiodactyla; Balaenidae.
UGGCCGAAAUACUGCGAAGGCCGUUACUUGAGCGCUACCGGUCGCCGACAUGGCUGAGGAAAAAGAUUGCCUGAGGGGAGAUGUAGAGAUGGGCGAGGAGCCGGUGGUGACCAUUACCGGUGGUGCGUACUCUGGGAAGCAGGCGGCGGAGGAGGAGGCGGCGGAGGAGCCGAUGAAGGUGGAAGCGGCGGCGGGGGCUGAUGCCUGCUCUGACGACCUCAGCUGUGGGGAGGCCGACAUCGACCCAAGCCUGCUGGAGCUGGUGGAUGAGGAGAAAUGCCGGAGUAUCCGCAAGCAGUACCGGCAGCUCAUCUAUAACGUCCAGCAGAACCGUGAUGACAUAGUGAACACGGCGAGCGAGUCCUUAACCGAGGCUCUCGAAGAAGCCAAUGUUCUGUUUGAUGCAGUGAGUCGAACGAGAGAAGCGGCCCUCGACGCUCAGUUUCUUGUUUUGGCUUCUGAUUUGGGUAAAGAAAAAGCAAAGCAGCUAAACUCUGACAUGAGCUUUUUUAAUCAAGUGGCAUUUUGUGAUUUUCUGCUUAUAUUUGUGGGUCUAAACUGGAUGGAAGAUGAUGGACGUGAUGCGCUGAGUGACUGUGAUGAUAAUAUAGCUCGCUCUUUUUGGGAGACAGUACAAAAGGAAGCAACGUCGUGGAUGCUGCAAGCUGAAACAUUCCACUUUAUUUUCGGUUCAUUCAAAUCAGAGACUAACGCGCGGAAGCCCCGACUGGAGCACCGGAAAAAAGUUCACAGAAUGGAAGAAAACGGGGAUAUGCCUACAAAGCUGAGGAAGCUGGACCUGAGUAGUAAUCAAGAAGCGACAGAAAAAGAAGUAGAAAGAAUCUUGGGAUUGUUGCAAACGUACUUUCGAAAGUAUCCUGAUACUCCCGUGUCCUAUUUUGAGUUUGUGAUUGACCCAAACUCUUUCUCUCGUACUGUGGAGAAUAUAUUUUAUGUUUCUUUCAUUGUAAGGGAUGGUUUUGCAAGAAUAAGGCUUGACCAAGACAGGCUGCCAAUAUUGGAGCCCAUUAAUAUUAACCAUGUGGGUGAGGGGAAUGAUUCCAGUUCCCAUGGCAGGAAACAAGGAGUUAUAUCUUUGAGUUUACAGGACUGGAAAAAUAUUGUGGCAACUUUUGAAAUUUCAGAGGCCAUGAUCAGAAACUCGUACUAAAGAUUUUUGUUCUUA